Messenger RNA from Lonchura striata (white-rumped munia), 1443 nucleotides. NCBI's taxonomy places the organism in Eukaryota, Metazoa, Chordata, Aves, Passeriformes, Estrildidae. The record is from RefSeq and is a predicted model, not a curated record.
AACACCUUCAAGAAAUCCCUGACUCCUGAGAUGCCGGGAGGAUCCCAAACCAUCCGGAAAGGCCACAGAGGAGUGGAUUCCACAGGGGAGACCACCUACAAAAAGACCACGUCGUCGGCGCUGAAGGGCGCCAUCCAGCUGGGCAUCACCUACACCGUGGGCAGCCUGAGCACCAAGCCCGAGCGCGACGUGCUCAUGCAGGACUUCUACGUCGUGGAGAGCAUCUUCUUCCCCAGGUGGGCGCUCCGGGGCCAGCCCGCCUCCGGAAUGUCCCAUCCCUUCAGUCCCAUCCCAUCCCAUCCCAUGGAUUCCAGUCGCAAUUCCUUCAGUACCGAUUCCAGCAGCCAUCCCUUUAGUUCAAACCUCACUAGAACCUCCACUCGGAAUCUGUCCCCGCUGUGCCACGCCGCCCCUGACCCGUCCCCAUCCCCAUCCCCGCAGAACCUGAACCAGAACCCGCGCACGCUGCUGCCCAAGUUCUACGGGCUGUACUGCGUGCAGGCGGGCGGGCGCAACAUCCGCAUCGCCGUCAUGAACAACCUGCUGCCGCGCUCCGUGCGCAUGCACCUCAAGUACGACCUCAAGGGCUCCACCUGCAAGCGCCGCGCCUCGGCCCGCGAGCGCGACAAGCCCUGCCCCACCUUCAAGGACCUGGACUUCCUGCAGGACCUGCCCGACGGGCUCUUCCUGGACGCCGACAUGCACAGCGCCCUGUGCAAGACGCUGCAGCGCGACUGCCUGGUGCUGCAGAGCUUCAAGAUCAUGGACUACAGCCUGCUGGUGGCCAUCCACAGCCUGGACCAGGCGCAGCGCGAGCGCGCGGCCGCGGGGCAGCGCCCGGGCGACGGGCGCGGCCGGCCCGCGGCGCAGAGAGCGCUCUACUCCACCGCCAUGGAGUCCAUCCAGGGCGAGGCGCCGAGAGGGGGACCCAUCCACACUGACGACCAGAUGGGCGGAAUUCCCGCCAGGAAUUCCCGGGGGGAGCGGCUGCUGCUCUUCAUCGGCAUCAUCGAUGUCCUGCAGUCCUACAGGUUCGUGAAGAAGCUCGAGCACUCCUGGAAGGCCCUGGUGCACGAUGGGGACACGGUGUCCGUGCACCGGCCCAGCUUCUACGCCGAGCGCUUCCAACGCUUCAUGUGCCACACGGUGUUCCGGCGGAUCCCACUGAAGCCCUCGCCGUCCAAGAAGAGCCGGGGCGGCGGCGCCGUGCCCCGGAGGAGCUGCCAGGGCGGGAUCCCGGCCCCGAUCCCGAUCCCGAUCCCGAUCCCGAUCCCGGGGGACGCCGCGGCCCCGCCGGGCCCCGAGGGGGACCCGGAGCAAGGCUCCCGGCCGGACGUGCUCCCGCGCUCUCUGCCCGGCGCUGCCCCGGCCCCGAGCAGGUCCGUGGGGGUGGAAGUUCACCCGGGGCCCGGAGCAGCUCCCGGAGCGUCCCUGCCCAGGUGA